UGCUAGAUGGGAAACAAGCGCUGAGUAUCGAGCCAUUGAAACUUAACUUACCAAAAUCAUUUGUUUUGGCGUGUGUUGCUACUGCGUUGGUGUGUUCGAUGGUUGGAUGCUAUAUUGCACAACGUACCGGAUGUUUGCUGCAUCGUUGGUCCUCGACAAACUUACUACAGCCUAGCUAAACGACAGCAGAUAUCUAUCUGGUUGACAGUUGCUCCAAUACAACUGUCUUCCUACUCCCCACCUUUGUUGGCGUUUGAAUGCUCUUGCCCUGCUUCAAUCCUGUUCCUUUAUUGCCCGUCAUGGCAGCAACCAACCUCAUCAUCGCGCUUGUUUUCGCAGGCGUCUUCGGCGCAGCCUUGAUCUACGUCGCCCUUUGGUUCAUUCAUCGCUACAUCCAUCAGAGCUGCUGUGAAAUUGAGCAUUGGUGUCACACACUCUUUUCAAGCCAAGCAAGGCCACCGCCAUGUGUACACAUCGGAAAAGGGGAGCAGCGAGAGCCGCCGAGGCACCAGUCGAGAUCCACGAAGAGGGAGAGAGAAAGACCUGAGGGAUCGCAGACCAGGAAGUACUACGAGCACCGAGAUGGAGAGAGCCACGCUGCUCGUAAUGCGGAUGCAGGCUGGGCGAGGCCGAUGCUACAAUUCAAUAGCUCUACGCAGCCACAGCAGCAACAGUCAUACGGACAGUUAUACUAUCCUUCGCUCGAACAGAAACAGUGGCCUAGUGUGAACCAAGUCGAUUACCCGUCGCGAAUACAGCAACAGAUCCCAGUGCCAUGGCAGACUCAAGGGGUGGCUCAUAUGCCACCUUUCGCUAUGCCUACAGCGGUACCGCAACAACUGUUUCCGCAAAUGACGGCAAGGAUGCCUGAACCUCAGCACCCAACUCAGUAUCCGCCUCAGUGUCAACCCCGAGAGCAACCUAACUAUCGACAGACCUACACGGAGACGAUGAGUUCGGAUAUACCCAAAGCCAGCCAGCCCCGGACCCCUCCAUUGAAGCCGAAGUCUGCCGCUAGACGUGCACGUCGAGUCGAGAGAGUAGAUUUUAUCCACAUUUGUGAUGAGUAUCCACCUAUCGUGUUGGAGGCGCUGAAGAAGGCAGCCCCUCAGUCAUCGUCAUCGUCCUCAUCAAGCUCCAGUGACACAUCGGGCACCACGCAAGAAGUUCCACGGGUAUCGAUACCGCGAGCGACGCCUGGUUUCGCGGACACGUUGCCGUUCGAGUUCCCGCAAUAUCCGCAUACGGCAACGAGAGCUUGGAAUACUCCUAGAUCAUAUCCUCGACAAUGGAAUCGCGACACGAUGGGGGUUGAUGGGCCGGAUACUUCAGCCAGGUACGCACCUUUUACGCCGAUGAGCGGGUAUGCAGCGAGGCCAUUGGGGUUGUACACGAAUAGGAGGCGUUCAGCACCGAGUAAUGCUCACCCUUAUUCCGCUGCUCGUUCGUAGACUGGAGGUUACUGUUCAUGAAAUGUAUGCUGACAUUUGUUGUAGAGUCUAGCGUUGCGAGGUCUCGCUCGUACGAGCGGUGGAGACAGCGGACGACAAGUCCGAGAGACAGCGGACCAAGGAAGGACCAACCUGGAGGAGAAGCACAUGCUGUGAGAAGAACGAACACGAAGCUAAACGAAGACACACGCCAGGGGAACGAGAGGGAACGGGUCGUUACUAGUGUCCGAGAUGAGUUCG
Molecule: messenger RNA, 1691 nt
Organism: Alternaria alternata
Lineage: Eukaryota; Fungi; Ascomycota; Dothideomycetes; Pleosporales; Pleosporaceae
Exons: 1
Coding region: 258-1451 (397 amino acids)
Source: RefSeq, a predicted model, not a curated record